Messenger RNA from Chionomys nivalis (European snow vole), 3295 nucleotides. RefSeq names its product paraspeckle component 1 (gene Pspc1). NCBI's taxonomy places the organism in Eukaryota, Metazoa, Chordata, Mammalia, Rodentia, Cricetidae. The record is from RefSeq and is a predicted model, not a curated record. Gene Ontology annotation, biological process: regulation of DNA-templated transcription. The coding region runs from base 149 to 1717 and encodes 522 amino acids. Gene Ontology annotation, molecular function: RNA binding. The transcript is spliced from 9 exons. Gene Ontology annotation, cellular component: nucleus.
GAGCAUUCGGCCACCGCGGGCGUGAUUGCGGGGAGGCAGGGCUCCCCUCCUUUACCUGGCUCUCCUUGCUUCGUUUCCAUAGAUACAUGUGGAGACGGGUGUGCACUGACGUCUAGGCCGCACCAGCAUCCGGGGCGAAGUCGCUACGAUGAUGUUAAGAGGAAACCUGAAGCAAGUACGCAUUGAGAAGAACCCCGCUCGCCUUCGCGCCCUGGAGUCGGCGGCCGGCGAGAGCGAGCCGGUGGCCGCGGCGGCCAUGGCGCUGACGCUGGCCGGGGAGCAGGCGGCGCCACCCGCGCCUUCGGAGGAGCACCCGGACGAGGAGAUGGGCUUCACCAUCGACAUCAAGAGUUUCCUCAAGCCGGGCGAGAAGACGUACACGCAGCGCUGCCGCCUCUUCGUGGGGAACCUGCCCACCGACAUCACGGAGGAGGACUUCAAGAGGCUCUUUGAGCGCUACGGCGAGCCCAGCGAGGUCUUCAUCAACCGCGACCGAGGCUUCGGCUUCAUCCGCCUGGAAUCCAGAACACUGGCUGAAAUUGCAAAAGCAGAGCUGGAUGGCACCAUACUGAAGAGCAGACCUCUCCGAAUUCGCUUUGCUACACAUGGAGCAGCCCUCACGGUCAAGAACCUUUCUCCAGUUGUUUCCAAUGAGCUUCUAGAACAAGCAUUUUCACAAUUUGGUCCAGUAGAGAAAGCUGUUGUGGUUGUGGAUGAUCGUGGUAGAGCUACAGGAAAAGGUUUUGUAGAAUUUGCAGCGAAACCUCCUGCACGAAAGGCUCUGGAGAGAUGUGGUGAUGGGGCCUUCUUGCUAACAACAACACCUCGUCCAGUAAUUGUGGAACCCAUGGAGCAGUUUGAUGAUGAAGAUGGCUUACCAGAGAAGCUAAUGCAGAAGACUCAGCAAUAUCAUAAGGAAAGAGAACAGCCACCACGAUUUGCUCAACCCGGGACAUUUGAAUUUGAAUAUGCAUCUCGAUGGAAAGCUCUUGAUGAAAUGGAAAAGCAGCAGCGUGAACAGGUUGAUAGAAACAUCAGAGAAGCCAAAGAGAAACUGGAGGCAGAGAUGGAAGCAGCUAGACAUGAACAUCAAUUAAUGCUAAUGAGGCAAGAUCUAAUGAGACGUCAAGAAGAACUCAGACGCUUAGAAGAACUCAGAAACCAAGAAUUACAAAAACGGAAGCAAAUACAACUGAGACACGAGGAGGAGCAUCGUCGUCGUGAAGAAGAGAUGAUUCGACACAGAGAGCAGGAGGAGUUGAGGAGACAGCAGGAGGGCUUUAAACCAAACUACAUGGAAAAUAGAGAACAGGAAAUGAGAAUGGGUGAUAUGGGUCCCCGAGGAGCAAUAAACAUGGGAGAUGCAUUUAGCCCAGCACCUGCUGGUACCCAAGGGCCUCCUCCAAUGAUGGGUAUGAAUAUGAACAACAGAGGAACUAUACCUGGCCCACCAAUGGGCCCUGGUCCUGCCAUGGGACCAGAAGGAGCUGCAAAUAUGGGAACUCCAAUGAUACCCGAUAAUGGCACAGUGCACAAUGAUAGGUUUCCUCAAGGACCUCCGUCCCAGAUGGGUUCGCCUAUGGGAAAUAGAACAGGUUCUGAAACUCCACAGACACCAAUGAGUGGUGUAGGUCCUGUGAGUGGAGGUCCUGGUGGUUUUGGUAGAGGAAGUCAAGGGGGCAACUUUGAAGGCCCUAAUAAGCGUCGGAGAUACUAAAUAUUCUUUCAUUCCCGGCUGUUUAGAAAAACACUUUCAAUGGUAUGCCUUUACACGUUGUCUGUUACCUGGAAAAAAAUGGUUUUAUUGUUAACGUACGUAGAUUGAAGUUUUUCUUUUGUAAAGCUUGAGGUUUUUUUUUUUUUUUGUAUUUUCUUUAUUCAUAAGCUUUGUAGAUUAGGUUAGCGAUAAAGAUGCCCAUCAUUGUGAAUGUUGAAAUGUGUUGUGAUCAUAGCUAAGAAUAACUAUGCCACAUUAUUAUUAAAUCUAUGUAGUUACUUAAUAUCAAUAAAGAAAUGAUUUUGCCUAAUUUAAAAAUGUUCUUAGUGGUAUUCCCUCAUGACUUUAUAAAACUUGCUGUGGUUGCUUUAGCUAAUCCUAUUUAAAAGUGGAAAUGAUUUUGCUUUUCUGUUUGUUCCAAUAACCCCAAAGUCAGACUGUUAGUGAAAGCUGAUGUCAGUGGGGAUCAAUAGUGUAGUGUUGUAGUGUAUCUGUGGGUGGGAGGCAUGGGGCUUCAGAUUGUAUAAACCAUCCAUAUUGUGUAAAAUUAGAGUUGUUGCUUACAUUUCAUAUAGAUUCUGACUAUUCAUAUAUUCUGAGAAAGGUUAUUAAGGAUCUCUUUGUUUUGUGCUGAUUUUUUCAAAUAAAUCUUUUGAAUCUUGAACAAAAAUGUUUGAAGGUAAAUUCUCUCUUGAUUAUAAAACAAUUCCUGGUUUUAAUCUUGUUCCAUCAUUUAUUUAGUCUCAGUACCUACAUUUCCCCUAUUGUCACUUGACGAAUUGGUGUUAAGCUUUAAACUGACCAGUCAGCCACAAACAGACACCAUCACUAGAACGUCAGUGAAAGUGGAUUUGGUCUUAUUCUCCAACAGUUAGCUUAGCCACUGAAGCAUUUCUUCUUGUUUUCUAGAAGUAUUUUAAAAGGUAGUGUGACGCUGCUGUGUUGGAAGUACUUCCUUGUGUUAAGCCUGCCCAGUAACCCCGCCUGAUGUUAGUACUGUUCAAAUGCUGGUUCAUGUUCCCUCCCACCUUUGGUAGGCUCAGUAGCAUCUGAGUAGAUUCGUCUAGGAAAGUCCAUUUUUGAAUUUUCAUUUUCAGUGCUUGGGGGAAACUGAUGCCAUGUUGUGGUUUUCAUUCCAUAGUAUUUAAAUUUUCAUAUGUAGAUGUAGAUUCUCAUAUUUAACAUGUCUAGUUGACCAGCUAAUGAUCAUAGGUGGUAUUUCUCACAUAAAAAUUUCUGUGUAUUCGUCCUUUUACAGAAUACCUGUCUGCAGAGUAGAAUGUUCUGGGGUAGAUGGUAUUUAUGUAAAUAGUUCCUGCCUCCUUUUGAUGAAAGGUAUGUCAUGGGAAGAUGACUUCAGUCAAUCAAAAUUUUACAUAAAAGCAAUUGGUUGUAAAGCAUGACUAAGAUGUAACCUUUUGUACCAAAUAAUAUUUCAUUUUGUUGUUUAGUGUUUUUAUUCUUUUCAGACACAGCAGAGGGCUGAAAAUAUUUUCUAAAUGCUUGGAAUAUUCAGAAGUUUUGUGUUUAGCAAUUACUUGAAAAUAAUAAAUUUGAGAUUGUAAAAUAAUAGCCACU